AUGUUGUGGUUAAUAGUAACUAUUUUUGCUAUUGUUAGCGCCUCCGACAACAAUCGAAUAAUUGGUGGCAAAUAUGCCAAUCCUGGCCAGUUUCCCCAUCAAGUAUCCUUACAACUGAAUGGUCGUCAUCAUUGUGGAGGAUCACUGAUUUCUGAAACUUAUAUCGUUACUGCUGCUCAUUGUACAAUCAAUCAGUCACCAAAUCAAAUGGUUGUUGUUGUUGGAACAAAUGACUUGAAAACAGCUGCAACUCGAGUACAAGUUUCCAAAUUCAUAAUUCAUCCACAAUACAAUCCACAAUCUCAAGAUUUUGACAUAUCUCUUGUUAUGUUAAACACUCCUGUGACAUUUGGUGAAAAUAUAAAAGCUAUUGAAAUGGCUGAUGUUGAUGCCAAUCAUCCGGCAGAUACUUUGGGAACAAUUAGCGGUUUUGGAGCUAUCAAUGGAAACUUGGAAUUGCCAAAUAUGUUAAAGUAUGCUCAAGUUCAAAUUUGGAGUCGUGAUUAUUGUAAUCCUAAAAAUAUUCCUGGCAUUACUGAUCGAAUGAUUUGUGCUGGACAUCCAAGUGGACAAGUGAGUUCGUGUCAAGGUGAUUCUGGAGGUCCUUUAACGGUCGACAAUAAACUAUUUGGAGUGGUUUCGUGGGGUUUUGGUUGUGGGUCGCCUGGCAAGCCAGCAAUGUACACUUUUGUUGGAGGUUUACGUCCAUGGAUUAAGCAGGUUUCAAAUGUUUGA
Episyrphus balteatus (marmalade hoverfly) is the source of this 735-nucleotide messenger RNA. RefSeq names its product trypsin-1. Bases 1 to 735 code for a protein of 244 amino acids. NCBI's taxonomy places the organism in Eukaryota, Metazoa, Arthropoda, Insecta, Diptera, Syrphidae. Gene Ontology annotation, molecular function: serine-type endopeptidase activity. Gene Ontology annotation, biological process: proteolysis. The record is from RefSeq and is a predicted model, not a curated record. The transcript has a single exon.